Messenger RNA from Nematolebias whitei (Rio pearlfish), 3417 nucleotides. RefSeq names its product multiple C2 domains, transmembrane 2a (gene mctp2a). Gene Ontology annotation, cellular component: synaptic vesicle membrane. NCBI's taxonomy places the organism in Eukaryota, Metazoa, Chordata, Actinopteri, Cyprinodontiformes, Rivulidae. The record is from RefSeq and is a predicted model, not a curated record. The transcript is spliced from 22 exons. Bases 10 to 3153 code for a protein of 1047 amino acids. Gene Ontology annotation, molecular function: calcium ion binding. Gene Ontology annotation, biological process: regulation of neurotransmitter secretion.
UCGCUCAAGAUGGAUUCUAAAAAGAAGAACUUUUUGGAGAAUUUACGUUUUAAAACGAAGCUACUCCACCUUAAGAAGCCACGUAAGAACAAGCCGCUUGCUAAGCAGGGGAGGCAUAUAGCUAAUCGGCGCAGUGUUUCGGUACCGGACCUAACAUUUGUCCCAGGUGAAGCAGAGUCGCCAGUAAGCCCUUUCCAGUCCACUGCUUGUGAUGCCAUCUACUUUCGUGCCCCUCACGGUCUGAGUGAUACCGAUUCUGUUGCCAGCAGCUCCACGUCCGAUGGAUCCUUUUUAGCGAACAAACUCUGUGAACCUUUCACAGAAGUCACCUACAGAGUUCCUCAGAUUAAUGACUCUGCCACACAGGCGAACCGACUGAGCGUGCCAGUCGGGAAUAUUUAUGAGGAAAUAAAUAAUGCGAAAAAUUCAAGCCCAGGAAACAAAGUAACCUUCGUGGAGGAAGGCCUGUAUGUACAUAUGGAUACAAAAAACAACAAAAAGGCUCAGAGAUUUUCAUUCCCAGAAACAGGAUAUGAGGACGACUCAAAAUCGGAGCGAGGGAGUCUGUUUGGUGAUGAACCUCCAGCAGACAGACGGGUCUCAGACACUGUCAGUGACUUCCUGAUCCGAGCAAACUCGCUGGGGAAUGAGAAACGCCCUCACAUAGAUAAAAGCACCAUGUUGACUGAGCCAAAAAAGACGUCAGCUGAGAAAGGACCAGUACAAACAAUCAGCGAAAAUUUCUCUGCAGAGAUGAUGUCUCUGUUAGAUAAUUCUUUUGAGACUUCAGAUGCUUUAUCGGCCUCUGCAAUCGGCACUUCCAUGGAGGAACAGGCCAGCACGCCUUGGAUGUUAGAAGUGGACGAGGAAGAGCUGGAACAAGAGUCGUCAUCCUCGCUGAUGAGAGACUUCUGCAUGGAUGAGGGACUAGAACUGGAGGAGUCUCUGGAAGAGAAUUCUGCUGAAGCGUGUGAAGGUGAAAAUUCUGCAGAAGCCUGUGAGGGCGACGAUCUCGACGAAAACGACGUAGAGCCAAUAGAUUGCUCUGACGUUUUGUCAGCAAGCUCAGGCCUGGGCGCUCCAAUCCCCAACCCGCUUCAGAGGUACCUCCUCAUCAUUAACCUGAAGGAGGGAAGGAACCUGGUCAUCAGAGACAAGCGCUCUGGUACAAGUGAUCCAUAUGUUAAAUUCAAACUAGAAGGAAAACAAUUCUAUAAAAGCAAAACGGUUCACAAAAACUUGAAUCCUCGAUGGAACGAGUCUUUUUCUCAUCCUCUUCGAGACAGAGACCACAUUGUAGAAGUUCGGGUCUACGAUAAAAAUCUCACCUCUGACGACUUUAUGGGUUCAAGUACUAUAUCUUUGAGAAACCUGGAGUUGCAGAAAACCCAAGAGUUGGAGUUGCAUCUCAGUGAUCCGAAAGGAAAAGAAAAUGAUUUGGGAGUUAUACUUGUUGACAUCCGCCUCGUGUUUAGGGACGCCACGGUCAAAAGAGCCCCUCGAUUUCGUGCAAAAAGGAAUAAGCAGAACCUAAACUCUGCCCCACGCGUAGCUGAAACACCAAAGAACCAGAUGAAGAACCAGAUGUGGACAGGCGUGCUUCAUAUCACUUUAGUGGAGGGACAGGACCUGCCGCAGUACGGCCAGGGUGACAUUUACGUCCGCUUUCGCCUCGGUGAUCAAAAGUACAAGAGCAAGAACCUUUGCAUUCAGGCGAAUCCCCAGUGGAGAGAGCAGUUUGACUUCAGUCAAUUUGAAGAUAACCAGGAGCCUCUGCAGGUGGAGGUGUUCUCAAAGAGAGGGCGAAAAGGAGAAGAAUCAUGGGGAAUGUGUGAGGUUGACGUAUCAAGGCUUCCUUUAAAUGAAAGGCAGCUAUACACACAUGUGUUGGACCCAGGAAAAGGCAAACUGGUGUUCCUGGUCACCCAGAGACCUUGCUGGGGAGUCUCCAUCACAGACGCUGACAAACCUACGUUGGGAAUUCAAGAGGAGAGAGACGCAGUCAUGGAAAAAUUUAAUCUAAGAAACUCUCACAAGUGUUUACAAGAAGUUGGCAUCCUUCAGGUCAGCGUUCUGAAAGCAAAUGAUCUUCCAGCCACAGACAUCAAUGGAAAAAGCAAUCCCUUCUGUGUUAUCCAGCUUGGGAACUGUAAACUUCAAACCCACUCAGUGAGCAGGACUGUCAACCCAGAGUGGAACAAAACAUUUACAUUACCAAUUAAGGACAUUAAUGAAGUGGUAGAGCUGACUGUCCUGGAUGAAAAUGGAGACAGAGCCCCAAAUGUUUUGGGGAAAGUGGCUAUCCCUUUAUUGACUGUUCAGAAUGGCCAGCAGGUAUGUCUGUUUUUGAAGAAAGAAGACUUGAGUAGAACUUCUAAAGGAACCAUCACGCUGGUGCUGGAUGUUGUCUAUAACAAAAUCAGAGCUGGUUUCAGAACUUUUCAACCAAAGGAGACCAAGUUAAUUGAGGAAAACCUGAAGUUCAACAAAAAGGUUCUAGCCAGGAAUAUAUAUCGGGUUCGAAAAAUCAGCACAGCAGUGUUGUACACGUUACAGUACAUUAAAAGCUGUUUUCAGUGGGAGAGCACGCAACGGAGUCUAAUAGCCUUUCUGAUCUUCCUGGUGUCGGUGUGGCACUGGGAGCUCUUCAUGCUGCCUCUCUUUCUGCUUCUGCUCAUUGGCUGGAACUACAUCCAGCUCUGCACAGAAAAGUACAGCUCCAACCAGGACCUGGUGAACAUGCCCAUGGGUGACGACGAAGAGGACGAUGAAAAGGAGUCUGGAAAAAAGGGUUUGAUGGAUAAGAUACAUAUGGUGCAGGAAGUGGUUCUGGUGGUCCAGAAUGUGUUGGAAGAAAUUGCAAACAUCGGAGAGCGAAUCAAGAACAUAUUCAACUGGUCUGUGCCAUUCAUGUCAUGCUUGGCCUGCCUGGUGCUGUUUGUUGCAGCAACAAUGUUGUAUUUCAUCCCACUAAGAUACAUUGUGCUGGCAUGGGGCAUUAACAAAUUUACCAAGAAACUGCGCAACCCAUAUACUAUUGACAGUAAUGAAAUACUGGAUUUUCUCGAGAGGGUGCCGUCUGAUAUUCAAAAGGUGCAGUACAGUACGCUGAGAGCAGCCACCGGCCAGAACCAGCCGCGGAAGAAGAAGUGAGCUCUGCAGACACGCAGGAUGAAAGGCUGGUCUUUUUGUUUUAUGUGGUACGUUGCAGCCCACCUGACAACAAUGCUCCAGCGCCAGCCGAACCCGUGACCCUGCAUACCCCACCACGCCACCCUAACUGUGCCCCCUGCUGCUGAGAGGGCAACCAGCCACACUCUGCCUUGUGUGUUUGCCACCCCCCCGACAGGGGCUGUGAACUGCAGCAGCUAGGAGGGCAGCACAUGGCGCUGUCAAUCACCAGCGUGGAGGUAAAGA